CCAACCAAGAGUAAGAGAGAAUGAUACAUUUGAACUUUGAACUUUGUUGAAAUAUUCACUAUUCAACUUCAGCCAUAUGGACGAAGCUAAGAGAAUGGAAGAAGGCCUCAGUUCACCACCAUUGAAGGAUGGUGGUGAUGGUAACCAUGACUUGAAGAAGAAGGAAACCAUUAAAACAAAACAAGAAGAUUCUGCUAUUGAAAUUGAGCAUGACAAAGACGCAAUGGCUAAGCCAAUGGGGGAACAGGAGCCACAGGUUAAGCAAAAGGCAAAGAGGGUUGCAACCCUUGAUGCAUUUAGAGGUCUCACCAUAGUGUUGAUGAUACUGGUAGAUGAUGCUGGUGAAGCUUAUCCACGCAUUGAUCACUCCCCUUGGAAUGGAUGUACUUUGGCUGAUUUUGUUAUGCCUUUCUUUCUUUUCAUUGUUGGGGUUGCAAUAGCCCUUGCACUCAAGAGAAUCCCCAAGAUUAAGGAUGCUGUAAAGAAGAUAAUCCUUAGGACAUUGAAGCUUCUCUUCUGGGGUAUAAUUUUGCAAGGUGGAUACUCUCAUGCCCCUGAUGAUCUCGCAUAUGGAGUAGACAUGAAGUUUAUCAGAUGGUUUGGCAUUCUCCAGAGAAUAGCUCUUGUAUACUGUGUUGUGGCUCUAAUAGAGACAUUUACCACCAAGCUUAGACCCACUACCUUGAGUCCUGGAUACCUAUCCAUUUUCACUGCCUACAGAUGGCAAUGGUUUGGGGGCUUCGUGGCAUUUCUCAUUUACAUGAUCACAACCUUUGCCCUUUAUGUUCCUGAUUGGAGUUUUGUAGAUCAUGUUCAUGGCAAUGAACCAAAGAGAUACACAGUGAUAUGUGGCAUGAGAGGGCACCUAGGACCUGCAUGUAAUGCUGUUGGGUAUGUGGAUAGGCAAGUUUGGGGGGUUAACCAUCUUUAUUCUCAGCCUGUAUGGGCGCGCCUCAAGGCAUGCACGUUCAGCUCUCCAAGUACAGGUCCUUUUCACAAAGAUGCUCCCAGUUGGUGUCUUGCUCCCUUUGAACCUGAGGGCUUGUUGAGUUCCAUAUCAGCAAUCCUCUCUGGCACUAUCGGCAUCCAUUAUGGGCACGUCUUGAUUCAUUUCAAGGGUCAUUCAGAGAGGCUCAAACAGUGGGUUUCAAUGGGGCUAGUGUUAUUCAUCAUAGCCAUCAUCCUUCAUUUCACAGAUGCUAUCCCACUUAACAAGCAACUCUACAGCUCCAGCUAUGUUUGUUUCACAGCUGGGGCAGCUGCACUUGUCUUCUCUAUGUUAUAUAUACUGAUUGAUGUUUGGGGGCUUCGUACACCAUUCUUAUUUUUGGAGUGGAUAGGAAUGAAUGCUAUGCUAGUCUUUGUGAUGGCAGCUCAGGGCAUCUUCGCAGCAUUUGUAAAUGGCUGGUUUUAUGAAGAUCCAAAGAACUCACUAGUACAUUGGAUCAAGAAGCAUGUGUUUGUGAAUGUUUGGCACUCAGAGAAGGUGGGAACUCUCUUAUAUGUGAUCUUUGCAGAAAUCACAUUUUGGGGAGUGGUUUCUGGUGUGUUGCACAAAUUAGGAAUAUACUGGAAACUAUAAGCUAUAACUAUGAGCUACAUUAAUGUUCAACAUGUAAUCGUUAUUCCUUUAUUAAUCUUUUUGUAAUUUGGUUUAUUGUACUCUACUUCCAAA
Molecule: messenger RNA, 1675 nt
Organism: Lotus japonicus
Lineage: Eukaryota; Viridiplantae; Streptophyta; Magnoliopsida; Fabales; Fabaceae
Exons: 13
Coding region: 77-1582 (501 amino acids)
Source: RefSeq, a predicted model, not a curated record